AACUACAAUAUAUUCAACACUCCCUUCUCUCUCAUCUCUCUCUCUCUCUGUCUCUCUCUCUCCUCACACACACACCAAAUUCUUAAAAACUUGAUCUUUAGGCUCUCUCCCUUCCCAUGAUUCCAGCUGCAGAUCAAGACUGAAGCCACUGUUUCCAUCAGAGCUUAAUUAAUCCCACAAAUCCCAUCACACCCCAUUUAAUUACCCUCAAUGAUGGGGACUAUGGAGUUUUAAUCAAACUAGCAUACGUAUGCAGUACUCUAGUUUUCACUUGGGGAAGUGCUUUUGCUAAUCUGCUUCUGGACCUUCUGGUUUCGCCUUUCUGAGGCAUUUUUUUUUCUUUCACAUUUCCCCAUAAAAACUUGCCAAGAAAAAAAAAAAGCACUUCGGGCAUUGAGCUUUUGUUUUGGGGCUUUUGCUGUCAAUCUGCUAUCUGGUAGAACAUGUGGGGUUCCAUGCUUUUGCCUUCGCCAAGGACAUAAAGAUGGAAUCUGGGAGUAGGUUUUACUCAGCUGAUGAGUUCAGAUUGGAUGCCAAAUGGCUGAUUGAUCCCAAGCAUCUGUUUGUUGGGCCAAGAAUUGGUGAGGGAGCUCAUGCCAAAGUCUAUGAGGGCAAAUACAAAAACCAGACUGUUGCAAUCAAAGUUGUUCAUAGAGGAGAAACUCCAGAGGAGAUUAUUAAGAAAGAAGGACGGUUUGCCAGAGAGGUUGCAAUGUUGUCGAGAGUUCAACAUAAAAAUUUAGUGAAGUUUAUUGGUGCCUGCAAGGAGCCAGUAAUGGUGAUAGUUACUGAGCUUUUGUUGGGAGGUACAUUGCGUAAAUAUUGUCUAAACAUGCGGCCGAGGUGCUUGGACAUACGCGUUGCUGUUGGUUUCGCAUUGGAUAUUGCUCGUGCGAUGGAGUGCUUGCACUCUCAUGGGAUCAUACACCGUGAUUUGAAGCCUGAAAACUUGCUCUUGACUGCAGACCACAAAACAGUUAAAUUAGCGGAUUUUGGGUUGGCAAGAGAAGAGUCAUUAACAGAGAUGAUGACUGCAGAAACCGGGACAUACCGUUGGAUGGCUCCGGAGUUGUACAGUACUGUUACAUUAAGGCAAGGAGAGGGAAAGCAUUACAACCACAAAGUGGACGCGUAUAGCUUCGCAAUUGUUUUGUGGGAACUCUUACACAACAAAUUGCCUUUCGAAGGCAUGUCAAAUCUCCAGGCAGCAUAUGCAGCUGCAUUUAAAAAUGUGAGGCCUAGUUCUGAGAACAUCCCUGAGGAGUUGAACAUCAUCCUAACUUCAUGCUGGCAGGAGGACCCGAAUGCUCGGCCUAAUUUCAGCCAAAUAAUUCAAAUGCUACUCGAUUUUCUUUACACCAUAUCUCCUCCCGAACCUGUCAUUCCAUCACGGAUGUUCACUGAGAACACUGUCUUGCCACCAGAGUCUCCUGGUACAAGCGCCUUGAUGGCAGCACGCGAAGGCUCAGGGGAGACGCCCAAAUUAGGAGAAAUGGAAGACAAGCCAAAAGGUUUUUUCUUCUGCUUUAACCAGUGUUAUUGAGUAGUUGAAGAGAAGAUCCAUAACCUCCGUCUUUCGGGUCAAUAACGUUCGGAGGUAAGAUCGUAAACACCAGAAUCUAGUCCGAUCAGGUACAUUUUGUUAACAUGGUAAAUGUUUAAGCUGAUCAGUGUCGAAUUUCAUCAAGUUCAAUUGUCGAAUACACCACUUUGUAUCUAUCCAAUGUUCCGCUGGAUCUUGUCGA
Messenger RNA from Pyrus x bretschneideri (Chinese white pear), 1745 nucleotides. Its product is annotated as serine/threonine-protein kinase STY13. Gene Ontology annotation, biological process: protein phosphorylation. The coding region runs from base 485 to 1543 and encodes 352 amino acids. Lineage: Eukaryota; Viridiplantae; Streptophyta; Magnoliopsida; Rosales; Rosaceae. The record is from RefSeq and is a predicted model, not a curated record. Gene Ontology annotation, molecular function: ATP binding; protein kinase activity. The transcript has 7 exons.